Gasterosteus aculeatus aculeatus (three-spined stickleback) is the source of this 4510-nucleotide messenger RNA. Lineage: Eukaryota; Metazoa; Chordata; Actinopteri; Perciformes; Gasterosteidae. The record is from RefSeq and is a predicted model, not a curated record.
GUGAUUGGCCGCUGUGUGCAGCCCUCAGCCUCCUUGAAUGAGAGACGGGGGUAACCAGGCAACUUCAGAGCUGGAGAAGAGGGGAGACACACGCAAAAAAAAAAAAAAGGUCGCGUUUACGGGAUCUUAGAAUUUUGAGGACGUAAAGAGCGAGGCGAUUUGAUUUCACCUUGGAAAAAUGGAAUUAACAAAUGGAUUUUCUUAAACAAGCUCUCUCCCUCCCUCUCUCUCUCUCCCUCUCUCUCUCCCCCCGUAUCUCUCGCUCAUUGGGGGGCGAAUAGAGCGCUCAAAUGAAGGGGACACAGAUGUGGAUUAAAACGGGAUAAAUGGGACACUCCAGAGGAAAAACAUCCACUGAGAUCAGCGCUCGGAGCAAGUGACUGUGAUGGGCUGUCGGACUGCAUCUGAAGUGCUCUACCAAAGAAUAAUAUCUACUCCUGACCUACUCUGAAGAACAAUAUCUGAUUCAAUCAAUGUUGCAGCCUCCCCUAAGGGGAAUUACUCCUGAGUAAUAGGUGGACCCUCAGAAAAGAGCAACAUUGGAUAAUGUGAUACUUGACCUUCAAGGAGAGAACUCAGGUACACUCCACAAGAUGUCAAAUCUGAUCUGAGGCUGCUCUCGAGAGGGUCGCGCCACUCAAAAUCCAACCUUUUUUUCACGUGUUCUCAAGCUAUACUCAAACACCAUGUCCCAGUAGUGACAAAGUGUAGUCAUCAAUGCUGGAUCUUCAUUUAUCAAGGAGUACCAGACAUCUCGUCAUGGAUUUGAAUGAGAUUUUUCCCCCAAAAGAGCGGCAGUGAGAGAGACUGGCGUGUGAGGGGAAUCGGACGCUGGGCGUCGGGAGGAUUAGCUAGUGUGCUGCUAACCCAUGGUGGAUCUGCUGUGAGCGGGACGAGGGAACCCAGCAGUGGAGGAUGUCAGCGGAGGCCGAGCUCCAGCCGGGUGUCAAAACCAGCCAGCGAAAGGAGUCCAGGAGAAUCAAAGGUCAGGACCGCAGUGAGGCGGGGCUUAUUAAGCGUUUCCGCGGGGAUGGUGUGCGAUACAAGGCCAAGCUGAUCGGGAUUGAUGAGGUGACAGCGGCGCGCGGGGACAAGCUGUGCCAGGACUCCAUGAUGAAGCUGAAGGGAAUGGCUUCCUCGGCACGUUCCAAAGGGGAGCACAAGCAGAGGGUGUUCUUGACGGUCUCUUUCGGCGGGAUCAAGAUUUACUGUGAAAGAUCAGGGGUGCUCAUGCAUCACCACUCUGUCCACGAGAUCAGCUACAUCGCAAAGGACACCAGGGACAACCGGGCCUUUGGCUACGUCUGCGGGAAGGAGGGCCACCAUAAGUUUGUGGCCAUCAAGAACGCACAGUCGGCGGAGCCUCUUAUUAUUGACCUGCGCGACCUCUUCACGCUCAUAUACGACAUUAAACAGCGCGAGGAGAUGGAGAAGAAGGCCCAGAAGGACAAACAGUGCGAGCAGGCUGUCUACCAGACCAUCCUGGAGGACGAAGUGGAUGAUCCAGUUUACCAGUACAUAGUGUUUGAGGCUGGACACGAACCCCUCCGUGGCCCCCAUUCAGAGGAGAGCGUGUAUCAGGUCCCAACCAGUCAGCAGAAGGAAGGGAUCUAUGAUGUCCCAAAACGCCAUUUCAUGACUAACAUCAACCACUUUGAUCUUUUCGGCGACAUGUCCACUCCUCCCUCGAUGCCCCCAUCCCCCGCCAACACACUGGACCCUAGCAGGAGCAGCCGACAGCAGCAACACGCCGCUGAGUUGUACGCCCCCUUCAGCCCCACCUCCAUGCCGUCAGGCUACAUGACCAUGGGUCCGGUGCAAGCCGCCCAGUGGGCGCAGCAGCCGUUUCCUGCCCAGGCCCAGACUCUGGCCUUCCCCGUGCAGGGGCCCCUCCAGGUCGCUCAGGUCCUCCCCGGUGGUCAGCCAGUCAUCUGGAGCCAGGCCAACAUUUUCCCCGCCACUCAGCAGCAGUGGGCGGCCAUGGCGGCCUACAUGCCUGCCCAGGCCGUGGGCGUGGGAGGGCACGCCAUCCCAGCUGCCGUGCUCCAGGGCCUGGUACCCAUUACCACCAUGUGCCCCCAAGCCUGCGACAUAUCGGCCCCCUCCUCCGCCAUCACCAGCCCGCAGCACGCGGCCGACGCGGCCCUUCUCGAGAGGCAGCUGAGCCUGGGGGGAGAAGGCCUCGGCCUCGACUCGGACGCCGGCGAGGGACCCUCUACGUCAGGAGCCGGAGCAGCAGGUGCGGGGUGCGGCGUCGCGUCCGCAGGGGUGAGCAGGUGCGGGACCCCAGGCCUCAUGAGCGUACCGGACACACUGGUCUGCAGUCAGCUGCUGCCACCUUCGGCUGCUGCGAGCCAGGAAGAGGAAGAAAGCUGCAGCGACCUCGAUCUCUCUAGGAUGACCUUGAGCCCGGGGACAUCCACAUCCCCGUCGACUGAAUCACCAGCAUCCACUCCAGCCCCUCAGCAGAGCUCGUCCUCAGACUGCCCCCCUUCCCAGGCCAGUGACGCCCCCACAGAUCACUCCCCCGUAGACCCCGAGGACAACUGCAGCAACGCCAAGGAGGAACAAUCGGGCUCUGGUGUUGCAAGGUCAAUCUCUCCGGCGCCGAGUGGAGAUCCUGAGUCUUCGCAGGAUCAGACCUGUCCACAGGAAGACAGCUAGAGAACCACGAGAACCCAGUGGCGAUGCUACUUGGGAAAGAGCCCUGGUUUGGUUCAGUGUUACUAUCAAUUUGCCUUUUCUCUACUAAACCAGCGAAAGCAAAGAGAAGGCACAAAGCUGCCACCUGCUGGUUGGAUUUGUAACUGCAGCAAUGCAGCUUCCCUUCUGUACUCAACUGGCUUUGUCUUUUAGGGAAUGGAAGCUCUGCAAGGCCAAGACAGAAGCUCACGAGAAAGAGACAAAGAGAGGGAUGAUUGACUGUGAACAGCAGCAUCUCUCACAGCUGGAUUACACAGAUUUGUUCAGUUUAUUUCAAACUUUAAAGGAUAUUUUGGCAGUUCUGUAAUAAGCUGUCUGUCCUGGGAUCUGCUCUCCUGCAGUGGCCACAUAUUCUACUCUACUCCUCAGCAUGACAACCACACUUUGGCUUCAUCGUCCAAUGAAAUGACCUUUCAGCCAGGAAGUGACCUUUGAUCUUUGACCGAAAAACCUACAGCGAGAGGCGACUGCAGCCUCCUGCAACGGAUUAAAGAGUUCAUACCUGUGAGGAUACAAAACACUAACGUGGUGACACUGAUGAUGCUAAAUUCUAAAUAUUUUUGGAACCUUCUACGAGGAGCAGCGUGCAACUGUAUGUGGUCGGCCUUUGUCGCGCGCCACCAGCGGAGACUGCGCACAGCAGACAGGUUUGCUAAAUGUUCUCAAAGUGUUGCUGCAGCGACUCGUCCACUUGCAUGAACAGACUUAACGUGGACUCAGCGGACUCUCUGCAGCUUCCUUCUACAACUGGAACGGAUUAAAAAAACAAAACAAAAAAAAAAAAACAGGUUUUGAUUUCUCUUUUCUUAUUUUAUAAGCUGUGAAUUCUUAGUCGAUGACGUCGAGUCGUCAGAGGUAUCGAAAUGACUUUAAGGCAUCAAAGAGGAAACUUUGCCAAACAUCUAUUUUGUAAAUAAGAAUCUGCCCAGUCCCCCGAUACCUGAGCCUCUGUGCCAUAAGAUAGCUCUCUGCCUCUUGGAUGCCAACUGCCUGUGUUUCUCUCAAGCAAUGCCCUACCAGCACCUCCAUUUUUGACGUCUGGAUGUUUGUUUUGCUUCUGCAGCCGUUUCUUUUGGGAUUCGCAAACACAUCCUUGUUUCUGUUCGGUUGUUGAGAUUUGAACUGUGAAUCUGUGUUACAUGGUCAUUCAAAAUAAAGCCCGCUGUACCUGUCUCACUCACAUUUCCAGCUCGAAAGAAAGGAAGGGUUUGAAAGGGAGUUUCAGGUUUUUCUAUUUAGUUGAUAGGAGGCACACUUUACUGCAUCUUUUUGUUUUUUAGAUAUUCUACAUUUCCAGCUGAGGUCGCAUUGUUUACAAUUUGCCUCUUUGAAUCAUAUCUAUGUUUUGUUUCUUCGAUAAUAUAAGCAAAGUAAGUCCACACUGACUUAAUAACCUUGAGCUUGAAGACAGUAGAAAGCAUUUCUAUGCCUUAUCAGGUUUGUUUUUGUUGUCCAGUCACUGUUCUUGUCGGGUCAUUUGUAUACAGUAAACAGGUCAUCGUUGUAACUAAGCACUUGGGCAUAUUGUAGGUCUGCUCCACUGAAUCAAAAUGGUCAAAAGGAAAGGCAACUUUAUAUAAUAUGAACAAUAGAGAUAUCAAUAUAAUCUGCUAGUCUUACAAUAACAAAUGGUAACUGUUCCCUGCUUGUGUAAGAAAAAUGAGAAAUAGUCCAAAAUAUUUUGUAAAUUUUAUUUAUGGAAUUAAGAGUUGUCAUGAAAAAAAAGGACUUUUGUACGUCUAUGACUUCCCCAUACACUGUACCCAUGCCACUGUUCAGUCACAAAUAAAAUAUCAUGUGAUUCCCA